AACAUCACAACACACCUAACCUCAAAGGUUGAAAUUUGCAACGAAGAAAAAAGUGGCGGCGAGUGCAGCGAGUGCUAAAUCCGCGCAGACGAUAAACAGUGACGAAAUUCUCAACCCGUAACCAUGUCCAACUUUGACCUGAACACGCUCACGAGUGCCCUCGGCGAGGCACCGGCCAAAACUGGCGUCACCUUCCUGGGAAAAGCACUGAAAUGGGAAACCGAAGCCGGCGCCAAGGAACUGAUCGAUGCGAUCGACGCGUGCGGCAGCCUGCAGUUUCUGAACCUGGAGGGAAACACGCUCGGCGUGGAGGCCGCCCAGGGAAUUGCCAAAGCGCUCGAAAAGCAUCCGGAACUGAAGGAAGCGCUGUGGAAGGAUUUGUUUACGGGCCGCAUGAAGACGGAGAUUCCGAUCGCGCUGAAGGCGAUGGGCCAGGGCAUGAUCACGGCCGGCGCGCAGCUGACCGUGCUGGACUGCAGCGAUAACGCACUCGGCCCAAACGGGAUGACCGGCCUCGUGGAUCUGCUCCAGAGUACGGCCUGCUACACGCUGCAGCAACUGAUGCUCAACAACUGCGGCCUCGGAAUCACGGGCGGUAAAAUGCUGUCCAAAGCGCUGCUCGCGUGCCACGCGGCCAGUUCCAAAACCGGCAAGCCCCUCCCACUUAAGGUCUUCAUCGCCGGUCGAAACCGCCUCGAGAACGACGGUGCCAAAGCGUUGGCCGAGGUGUUUGCCGCCGUCAAAACGCUCGAGCAGGUCGAGAUGCCCCAGAACGGGAUUUACCAUCCGGGGAUUACGGCCCUGUCGGAGGCCUUUAAGGUGAACGCGAAUUUGCGGAUUUUAAACCUGAACGACAACACGAUCGGACCGAAGGGGGCGGAGGCCAUCGCGGAAGCUAUUUACGAUCUGCAGUAUUUGAAGGAGAUUAACUUUGGGGAUUGUUUGCUGAAGACGAAGGGCGCGAUCUUUCUGGGGGAGGCCCUGCAGGAUGCGCACACCGGCAUUGAGGUGUUGAAUUUUGGUUACAACGAGAUUGGACCGGAAGGUGGACAUGCCAUUGUGAACGCUACGUUCAACAAGGAAAACUUGAGUUCGCUAGUGCUGGACGGGAAUCAGUUUGGACACGACUGCCGAGAGCAGCUGAAGGAGAGCUUGUCCGAGUUUGGGAGGUUGAACGCGCUGGACACUUUGGACGCGGACGAUUCCGAGGGUGAAGAGGAAGAGGACGACGAAGAUGACGAAGAAAAUGGCGAAGAGGAAGAGGAGGAGGAAAGCGAUGGAAGUGAGGGAGAUGAGACCGAAGAGGGCGCCGAGUCGGAACAGGCGGACGAAUCUACUGGGAGUGUCUAUCAGCCGGAAAUUAGGAACAUUCUUGCAGGAGAUCAGAGUGCGAACGCCAGCGCCAUUGACCUGGACCAAUCGCUGCCGAACACGGUAGAGACGUACUGCCAAACGAACUACCCCUCGGAGACGAUGUUCCACGCGCUAGAAGAAUCGGACAAAACCGAAGCGUUCCGGGAAUAUCUACGCGCCCUGUCGGGUGAGGACUACUUUGUCUACCUUGCCUUUACCAUUCUGAAGCUGUCGGAGAUUUCCGAAAAGAACUCGGAAGCUCUCCGCGUGACAGAGGCACUCUUCUCGGACGCGUACACCUUCGCCAAGGAGAACAACCGGCUUAAGAGCCUCCGGAACUUCCUGCUGAUCCAGCUGGGUCUGCUCAAGUGCGAGGACCACGCGUUCAAGCCCGGUUACAACGUGCAGGGUUGCCGCCACGCGCUCAAAAAUGCCAUCACAAAGAACAUCGUGCCCGAGGAGGAGCAAAGCUUUUUCAAGGUAUUCUUAGAACAUCGGGGUUAAGCUACUCAUUGACAUAAACAAACAUUCUUUUUAAUUUUUAUUUGCUAUUAAUUUAUAGAAACCAAAUAAACUGAUUCGCACGAGACGAGC
This is a messenger RNA of Culex quinquefasciatus (southern house mosquito), 1947 nucleotides long. It is a transcript of the gene RanGAP, whose product is annotated as ran GTPase-activating protein. Gene Ontology annotation, cellular component: cytosol; perinuclear region of cytoplasm; nucleus. Lineage: Eukaryota; Metazoa; Arthropoda; Insecta; Diptera; Culicidae. The record is from RefSeq and is a predicted model, not a curated record. The coding region runs from base 124 to 1857 and encodes 577 amino acids. Gene Ontology annotation, molecular function: GTPase activator activity; small GTPase binding. The transcript is spliced from 3 exons. Gene Ontology annotation, biological process: activation of GTPase activity; nucleocytoplasmic transport; signal transduction.